Molecule: messenger RNA, 6367 nt
Organism: Rhinolophus ferrumequinum (greater horseshoe bat)
Lineage: Eukaryota; Metazoa; Chordata; Mammalia; Chiroptera; Rhinolophidae
Gene: ELAPOR1
Product: endosome-lysosome associated apoptosis and autophagy regulator 1
Exons: 23
Coding region: 948-4046 (1032 amino acids)
Biological process (GO): positive regulation of vacuole organization; autophagosome assembly
Cellular component (GO): lysosome; extracellular exosome; late endosome
Source: RefSeq, a predicted model, not a curated record
CGUACCCAGGAGCCCUGGAUUUGCACUCGUGAGCACGAGGAGAAAAACGCCGGCCUCUCGGCGUGCAGGACUUCUGCAAGAGAUUUCAGUUGACGAAAGAAGUGCUCAACGAUGACCCAGCAAUUUCCUUCUCUCUCGCAUCUAACAAAAGGAUUUUUCAAAGCAAUGACAGAAUGGGGAUGUCCAAAGACUAAGAGCCCACGUGUAGUACUUGGAAAAUUGCCUGCGAAGCAAACUCUCCUUGCUUAAACCCGGCUUAACUAUCCGAGUCUCAAGGCUUAGCAUCGAGCCGGUUGUAAAGGCACGGAUGGAGUUGGCGGGACGGAAGUAAGAGCUCCAGAAAUGGCUGCCUUUGCAGUAGGUAAUACCUACUGGGACCGAUUUUCUAUAACUUCUAGAAGAGAGACGACAUCUGUCAAUCUUCCUAUCGCUUCACACACAGGAGGUGCUUAGUACGUAUUUGUCCAACACCACAUCUGCAAAAUUAGAGAUGCUCAAAAUAGGCAAUCGCCGAAAAGGGCAGUGGAAAACAUGAAUUUGGUGGCGAUGGCUUGGAGGAUGCUUCCACCGCGUUCCUUAAAAGAGCUCUGUGCCCGCCUGUUGGGCGGGUUGCAGACCCCGGGCGCGCGCACUCCCAUGCGGCGCGAGCCAGCGGCGGCGGCUGCCAUGGAGACCCGCAGGUGAGCGGCAGAGCAUCGCGUGGUCCCUGCCCCACCCGCGCGGAGGCAAAGAGGAGGCGGUUGCCAAGGCGACGUGGGUAGGAGGAGGACAAGAGGAAGGAGGAAGGAUGGGCGGCCUUGGCGUAGCCGCAGGGAGGUGACUGAAGCGAGCCCAGCCCCUUGCAUCCUCCCCCUGUGAAUCUCCCUCCCCUUUUUUCCUGCCUUCUGCCCGCGGUAGCAGCAGCCGCAGCACCUGAGCCGCUGCUGCGGCCGGUUCUGGACAACGCUAUGGCUGAGCCUGGGCGCAGCCACCAGCCCUCUGCCCGAGGCAGGGGAAGAACUGAGCGGCGCACACUCCGGCUUCUGCGGCUCCUGCUCUGGGUUGGGACCGCCUUCCAGGUGACUCAGGGAGCGGGACCGGAGCUUCAUGCCUGCAAAGAGUCUGAGUACCACUACGAGUACACCGCGUGUGACAGCACAGGCUCCAGGUGGAGGGUCGCCGUGCCACACACCCCAGGCCUGUGCACCAGCCUCCCGGACCCCAUCAAGGGCACCGAGUGCUCCUUCUCUUGCAAAGCCGGGGAGUUUCUGGACAUGAAGGACCAGUCAUGUAAGCCGUGCGCUGAGGGCCGCUACUCCCUCGGCACAGGCAUCCGGUUCGACGAGUGGGAUGAGCUGCCCCACGGCUUUGCCAGCCUCUCAACCAACAUGGAGAUUGAUGACAGCACCACCGAGUCCACCGAGAACUGCACUUCGUCCAAGUGGGUCCCCCUGGGCGACUACAUCUCCUCCAACACAGACGAGUGCACGGCCACGCUGAUGUACGCUGUCAACUUGAAGCAGUCGGGCACUGUCAACUUCGAAUACUACUACCCAGACUCCAGCAUCAUCUUUGAGUUUUUUGUUCAGAAUGACCAGUGCCAGCCCAAUACAGAUGACUCCCGGUGGAUGAAAACCACAGAGAAAGGAUGGGAAUUCCACAGUGUCGAGCUAAAUCGAGGCAAUAACGUCCUCUAUUGGAGAACCACAGCCUUCUCAGUGUGGUCCAAAGGUUCCAAGCCAGUACUGGUGAGAAACAUCGCCAUAACAGGGGUGGCCUAUACUUCAGAAUGCUUCCCCUGCAAACCCGGCACAUACGCAGACAAGCAGGGCUCCUCUUUCUGCAAACUUUGUCCAGUCAACUCUUAUUCCAAUAAGGGAGAAACUUCUUGCCACCAGUGUGACCCAGACAAAUACUCAGAAAAAGGAUCCUCUUCCUGCAAACUGCGCCCAGCCUGCACAGACAAAGACUACUUCUACACGCACACGGCCUGUGAUGCCAACGGAGAGACACAGCUCAUGUACAAAUGGGCCCAGCCGAAAAUCUGUAGCGAGGAUCUCGAGGGGGCGGUGAGGCUGCCGGCCUCUGGCGUGAAGACCCGCUGCCCGCCCUGCAACCCAGGCUUCUUCAAAACCGACAACAGCACCUGCAAGCCCUGCCCCUACGGCUCUUAUUCCAAUGGCUCCGAUUGCAGCCACUGCCCAGCUGGGACUGAACCUGUUGUGGGAUUUGAAUACAAAUGGUGGAAUACACUGCCGACGAACAUGGAAACGACCGUUCUCAGUGGGAUCAACUUUGAGUACAAGGGCAUGGCAGGCUGGGAGGUGGCCGGUGAUCACAUUUACACAGCUGCUGGAGCCUCAGACAACGACUUCAUGAUUCUCACUCUGGUUGUGCCAGGAUUUAGAGUUCCACAAUCGGUGACGGCGGACACAGAGAACAAAGAGGUGGCCAGGAUCACGUUUGUUUUCGAGACCAUCUGUUCUGUGAACUGCGAGCUCUACUUCAUGGUGGGUGUGAAUUCUAAGACCAACACUCCGGUGGAGACGUGGAAAGGUCCCAAAGGCAAGCAGUCCUACACCUACAUCAUCGAGGAGAACGCAACCAUGAGCUUCACCUGGGCCUUCCAGAGGACCACCUUCCAUGCGAUAGGCAGAAAGUACACCAGUGAUGUCGCUAAGAUCUACUCCAUCAAUGUCACCAACGUCAUGGAUGGGGUGGCCUCCUACUGCCGUCCCUGUGCCCUGGAAGCCUCUGACAUGGGCUCCUCCUGUACCUCUUGUCCUGCUGGCCACUACAUUGAUCGGGAUUCAGGGACCUGCCACUCCUGCCCCCCUAACACGAUUCUGAAAGCCCACCAGCCCUAUGGAGUCCAGGCCUGCACGCCCUGCGGUCCAGGGACCAAGAGCAACAAGAUCCACUCUCUGUGCUACAACGAUUGCACCUUCUCAGUCAGCACUCCAAGCAGAACCUUCGACUACAACUUCUUGGCCCUGGCAGACACCAUCUCUCUGGCUGGAGGGCCAAGCUUCACUUCCAAAGGGCUGAAAUAUUUCCAUCACUUUACCCUAAGUCUCUGUGGAAACCAGGGUAAGAAAAUGUCCGUGUGUAGCGACAAUGUCACUGACUUCCGGAUUCCUGAGGGCGAAUCAAGUUUCUCCAAAUCCAUCACAGCCUACGUCUGCCAGGCGGUCAUCAUUCCCCCCGAGAUGACAGGCUACAAGGCUGGAGUGUCCUCACAGCCUGUCAGCCUCGCUGAUCGACUUAUUGGGGUGACAACAGAUCUGACCCUGGAUGGAAUCACCGCCCCAGCUGAACUUUUCCACCCGGAGUCCUUGGGAAUACCAGAUGUGAUCUUCUUUUACAGAUCCAAUGAUGUGACUCAGUCCUGCAGUUCUGGGAGGUCAACUACCAUCCGCAUCAGAUGCAGUCCACUGAAACCUGCCCCUGGAAGUCUGUCCCUUCCAAGCACAUGCUCUGAUGGGACCUGUGAUGGCUGCACCUUCCACUUCCUGUGGGAAAGCGUGGCCGCUUGUCCCCUCUGUUCAGCUGCCGACUACCACGCUAUCGUCAGCAGCUGUGUGGCUGGGAUCCAGAAGACGACUUAUGUGUGGCGAGAACCAAAGCGAUGCAUGAGUGGCAUCUCCCUGCCUGAGCAGAGAGUCACCAUCUGCAAGACGAUAGAUUUCUGGCUGAAAGUGGGCAUCUCAGCAGGCACCUGUACUGCCAUCCUGCUCACCGUCCUGACCUGUUACUUUUGGAAAAAGAAUCAAAAACUAGAGUACAAGUACUCCAGGCUGGUGAUGAACGCCACCCUUAAGGACUGUGACCUGCCAGCAGCCGACAGCUGUGCCAUCAUGGAAGGCGAGGACGUGGAGGACGACCUCAUCUUCACCAGCAAGAAGUCACUGUUUGGGAAGAUCAAAUCAUUUACCUCCAAGUUGGUGAACUGUUUGGGCCUUUUAACUUCCAGAAGGAGUACUGAACCAUCCACGUUCGCAGCAGCCAGCUCCUGUCACCAUCUCUCUUUCAGAGGACGCCUGAUGGAUUUGACUCAGUGCCACUGAAGACCUCCUCCGGAGGCCCGGACAUGGACCUGUGAGGCACUGCCCUGCCUCCCCUGCCUCCUCACGUUGGCACCUCACCUUGCAAGCCUGUGGCAAUUUGGGUGCCAGCUUCCUGCAACACCCACUGCUGAAAAAUCUCUUCAUUGUGGCCUUAUCAGAAGAAGUUUGAAUUUCAGAUUUUUGGGGUUUUUUAUAUAGAGUACCCAAACACUCCUUCCUGCUUGCCUCACACCUGCCAAAUAUACCCACAUUUCGUUUGUAUAUUACUCCCUUGCUUGCAUCUUGUUUCCCAAAAUGGUCCAGCCGCGGAGCCAUAGCUACAUCUGCUCAUAAUUCUUAUAGCUCUGGAAUGAAAAGAUUUCUCUAUCCUUAGGAACAGAAACUACUUCCUCUGUCCUCUUAUUUAAGGGCAGACGCAGCUGGGAGUUUCCCUGAUCAUGUGCCCUGGGCUCAGGAGCUCUUCAGGCAGACGCUGGGGGAGGAGGGUAUUCCCUGACCGACGUCUUCACGGUUGCCUGCAUUAGCAGCUCACACUGUGUAAUGGAUACAGGCGGAGGGCCAGCUGAGUAAGGCCUGGGCAAGAAAAGGUUUGAUAAGCACAGAGAGGCAGUAAGGAAGGUUUUGUUUUGUUCUUUAAACGAGGUACUUCAUUCCCUUCCCUUAAGUACGUGAUCAAUAUUCUUACUGGAGCCAAAAGAAGAGUUCAUUGAGAAAAUACACAAAGGCCUGGUGGAUUUAUUUCCUCCAUUUUUUAAAUCUCCCCCUAGACUAUCUCCCAAUGACACUAAGGAGAACCAAGUAAGCCCCAAACUCGGAUGUUCUAGCCUCAUUAUCUAUUUUGUCUUUACCCACAGAGAUGACAAACCCUGCCAGUGAGGAAAAUUCUCCUCCUUGAGGGCCCCAUUCCUAGAGGCUUGGGUUAUGCCAUGAAACGGGUAACAUAUUUCGAAAGAACACAGGAGGCUGAGGUUUUAAUGGGGCCACACUGGGUGGACCUGCGGUGGCAAUGUCUGCUUCUGAGCUUUUCGUCUACUCAGCCACGUCGAAUCAACAACUCUAGGCUAGCCGAAAAAGGACUUGACUCCCAGGACCAUAUGCCAGCAGCUGAACCACAUCAGUCUUCGGGGAGGAAAGACUAAGGGAGUUAGUUAACGAAGGCGCUCACCAAACGGGCACAUCACACUUUCACGCCUGUCCUCCUCUUUGCCCUGUUCUUUUCUCUGUGUGCUCAAAAACUAAAAAGACUUCUGGCCCCAAUUUCUGGCAGCAUUCUUUUGAAAGGUGAGUAAAUGUAGUGUUCUCUGUGCCCCUUUUCUCCACUUUUACACCAAAUAUAAUUAAUGAAGUUUACCUAGGAUGGUAAAACCGGAGCAAGAGUUUAAAUUUCCUUUUUCUUUUGACUACUGGCCAUUCUUCCUCCCUGUCAGGCUAGAAUGACCACCCCUUGGUCAAGGACGCAAGUGCCCAUGGUUUGUGCCUCUUCUCAAGUGGCCAUUUGGUGAUCAGAUGGUAGGUAUAGAAUGGAGGUAGCAUUUCUAAGUGGUUUGUCUGCCACAAAAUGGCUUGCUGGUCUUAUUAGCCAUGCUGCCCCAACAGUGGUCUUAUAAAAGGGUCAGUGAGAACGGGAGCCCAGCUGUGACUUCUGGCCAACCACAUCACUGAAAGCUGGCAGUCCCUUUCAUUCAAUAUAUCUAGAAAUUUUUCUUAGUGUAUUCAAAUCCCCCCUCCUCUCAGAAGCUGUGGCCACGUUGGGAUUUUCUCCUAAUGGAUGCAAAUAGCGAGCUCCUUCGCUCCAGCCUGAGGUUUUUCUGCAGCCUCAGCAAGACCCUGGGCAUCUGCUUCCCCACUAAAUAACUUGCUUUUGUGACAAAGCCCACAGAACAUCCUUAGACUAUUCUAGAAACAGUAGGACAAAGUACGUACCCGGGUGACUUCUUCAUCCUGACAUCUUGAAACGGGGUGCUCCCAGAGCAGCCUCAAACUCCACUGAUUUAUUCAUAAUACUUUACGGACCUUUUUACUGUUCCUUAGUGUACCAACUUCUGUGGCUCUUCUGUGUCCUUCCAGGAACCCCUUCAUUAUGCUAUCAGGGUCAUCUAUUGUUCCCCGAGCAACUUAAAGACACGUUAGAUAUUUUUUAACAGCUCUUUUGAGAUGUAGUUCAAAUCGCUAUACAACUCAUUUAAAAUGUCCAAGUCAGUGGAUUUCAGCAUACUCACACAACUGGGCAUCCAUCACCACAAUCACUUUUACAACAGACACAUUAGAGCAGGGGUGUCCAAACUGCGGCCCGCAAUCCAUUUUUAAUUGGCCCGCAGCAA